This is a messenger RNA of Punctularia strigosozonata HHB-11173 SS5, 853 nucleotides long. RefSeq lists its product as uncharacterized. The coding region runs from base 45 to 719 and encodes 224 amino acids. The record is from RefSeq and is a predicted model, not a curated record. The transcript is spliced from 4 exons. NCBI's taxonomy places the organism in Eukaryota, Fungi, Basidiomycota, Agaricomycetes, Corticiales, Punctulariaceae.
GAAGCUCCUCGACGACGCUUUCCAAGCUCUUUACGACUAUAAUCAUGCGCUUCGCUACCCUCGCCGCUAUCGCCAGCCUGUUCGCUGCCGCGAAUGCGCACUUCCAGCUUCAGUUCCCCACUCCUCGUGGGCCUUUUGUUGAGGACGAUGAGCCUCACUUCUGCGAUGGCUACACUGACGCUGUCAGCAACCGCAGCACCUUCCCGCUGACUGGCGGGUUUAUUUCGUUGAACAGCGAGCACCCGAAGUGGACGAUUGGCGUCUUGAUCUCGACUGUUCAAAACCCUAACUCGUUCGACAACUUCACAACGGCAAACAACCAGAGCCAGUUCGUCGUUCCUUUCCAGCAGAAAAACGGCGAGGGCCUGUUCUGCCUCGGCCCCAUCGACAUCGGAAACCUCGGUAUCUCCGGUGUCAAUGACGGCGCGAACGUUACCCUCGAGUUUGUCUUCGACGGCGGUGACGGCGAUCUGUACCAGUGCGCCGACCUAACUCUCUCGAGCAACUUCACGGUGCCCUCCGGUACUGCCGGCAGCUGCUCUAAUGUCACCGUGACCGAGGCAUCGUCAUCCGCGGGGGCGACAGCGACCUCUCCGUCUGGCUCCGCAAGCGGGUCCGCAGCCUCGUCAACGCAGACGGCCAGCAGCGCCGAUACGCUCAGGAUAUCGGGCUUUACUGCGUUCCUUUUCGCCGCAGGAGGCGUACUUGCUGCGCUCUGAGUUUUUCACACAGCUAUUUGUGAGGGGAAUAGGGGGCUUUGGGGCUGUGUAAGCGUCACGUUAAAACACAUGGCUGUACAGUAAUACGAUCGAGGGGAUGACGAACCUUCUUUUGUCUCGCCGCGUAGUGACUC